UUUUUUUCACACUUUGUUUCAUUUUUCAGGUCGUGGUUGGGAUUUUAUUGAUCCUCAACAGCCGUUACAACAUCAACAUGCCAUCAGAUCAACAUAAAGCAGAUCGUUUGAAUAACUUUACAAUGAUUGGUAUUUUCCUUAUCACGGUCAUCAAUAUAUUUGUGUCUGCAUUUGGAUCUUCCAAAUAGGCUGAGAGAUGCCAGGUUUCGUGUCAAACAUUAACCAUCCUUAUUUGACGAAAGCGAAGACGUCUCAGAACUGUCUGCUUGUUUGAAGGCAGUCCUUGUGCAUUGUAUUUGAGAACAAACAUUCAUCUGUUAUCAUUCAUUUUAUUUGAUUCAUUUUAAAACAAUCACGUUUCUAAUCUCAAUAAUUUCGUAGUGUGUGAACGUCACAUGUUUGUUUUACAGUACACGAAUAUUAUAUCAUUAGUGUCUUUAUUUUAGAACAGUCAUUUGUCUGAUCUUCAUUAGAUAGUGUUAAAGCGAAAUGUUGUUCAUAUUCACUUAGGUGCUAAUCUUUCUGUUGUCUUUUUUUUACCACCGUAACGUAGAACUCUUGUUCUGAAUAUGGGGUAAUAUGUUUUAAUUAUUAUUUUAUUGAGUCUUGUUUAUAAGAAAGUUUUAACCUGAAAAUGGGGAAAUUAUAACUAUAUAUAUAUAUAUAUGUAUAUAUAAAGACAUUUUUGUAACCGUUGUUUUAUGUAUUAAUGUAGUCAGCAUUUUGUAAUGUGCUGUGUUUUAUACGGUUUCCAAUUCUUGUCUGUUGUUGUUUUAUAUCUAAUAUUUUUUUCAUAGUUUUAAAUCCAUCGUGUCUGUGACUACAAAUAAAAUCAAACUUAUUUAUUAGAUAACAUGCUAGUGACUUGCAAUGUAGUGAUCCUAAAGUUGAUGGAUGACUAAGAGAUGAUGAAGAUCAGAUGUGAUACUUUUUAUAUCGUGUUUAUUAUUGUUUAAAUAUUCGCUUUCCAAGUUACGUCCUGUCAUGUAUAAACAUAUAGAGGGAACCACCUCUGAAAUACCAAAGUUUGGAUAAAAUACUUUUGUGAUUAGUGGACUUUACUCUUCACCAAGUAGAAAAUGCCUAAUGUGUAACAUUUAGAUUAAGAAUGUGGAGUUAUAUUUGACUCUUGGGAGUUCCAAUUGCUCAAAAGGCUGCACUUGUUUCAAUACUCAGGAACGUUAGAUUUGAACCAAAUGUUCUCGAUAUAAAAAAAAUUGUGUUUAAUGAUGUUUACAAAUGUUGAUGGUCAUCACUUGAAUGACUUGAUCUGUGGUCAGAAAAGAGAUUUUUUUUACUACAUGACAUUGCAUAAUGAUGUAAAAGGAUCUCGACGGUUGAUGUGGUUAUACACAAGAUUUAAAAGAAUCUUUAAGUUUGGUGUGGUUAUUCAUUGAUGAUGUAAAAUAUAUUAGAGUUUGAAUUGGUUAUACAUUGAUGAUGUAAAUUGGUAAUGAAGUUUGGCGUGGUUGUAGAUAGAAGACGUAAAGGGACCUACAAGUUUGGCGUGGAUAUAGAUAGAAGACGUAAAGGGACCUACAAGUUUGGCGUGGUUGUAGAUAGAAGACGUAAAGGGACCUACAAGUUUGGUGUGGUUAUAGAUAGAAGAAGUAAAGGGACCUACAAGUUUGACGUGGUUAUAGAUAGAAGACGUAAAGGGACCUACAAGUUUGGCGUGGUUGUAGAUAGAAGACGUAAAGGGACCUACAAGUUUGGCGUGGUUGUAGAUAGAAGACGUAAAGGGACCUACAAGUUUGGCGUGGUUGUAGAUAGAAGACGUAAAGGGACCUACAAGUUUGGCGUGGUUGUAGAUAGAAGACGUAAAGGGACCUACAAGUUUGGCGUGGUUAUAGAUAGAAGACGUAAAGGGACCUGCAAGUUUGGUGUGGUUAUAGAUAAAAGAAGUAAAGGGAUCUUGAAAUUUAAUGUGAUUUAUACAGAAAGUUUGUAUAGAAAACUUAGUUAAACUAUCAAUUACAAUAUCGGUGAGCCAGAAGAAUUUGAACAAAACCUACUUCCUAAGUCGUUUUUUUAUUUUUGUAUUUACGUGUUAUUAGUGUUGGAGUGAAUAUGUAACCUUUACGGAUCCACCUUGUACAUGGUUUGUUUGACAAUAAAUCAUUCUAAGUAAA
Messenger RNA from Limulus polyphemus (Atlantic horseshoe crab), 2132 nucleotides. RefSeq lists its product as uncharacterized. The transcript has 2 exons. The coding region runs from base 1454 to 1966 and encodes 170 amino acids. The record is from RefSeq and is a predicted model, not a curated record. Lineage: Eukaryota; Metazoa; Arthropoda; Merostomata; Xiphosura; Limulidae.